AUGCAAGUCAGAAAUAUUCAGAACAUAGCACCGAGUCUAACUGACAAGAGUAUAAAGAUAUACUAUGAACACGUUAUGAUGAAACCUACCAAAAUUCAAGAAAGUCAGUAUACUUAUGAAUAUCCAAGACACUGGGUAGAGUAUGUAGGAGGUGAGAAAGCUAUUGAAAUAAGACAAGUUAGAAGUAUUCCAGCAGGAAGGACAAUAUUAUUGAAGAACUUUAAUGUUUUGAGGUAUAAUGAUGAAACAAAGAAGCAAGAUAGUUUUCCUAUUGCUGUGUAUGUGAACCUAGACACAGGAGAUGACAUGAAAGUUUUUAACACAAAGCUUCAAACGGUAGUGAGAGAACAACUGACUGCGGAAGGGCAUCCAUUACCUUCAGAAGUUACCAUAGCAUAUAAUUUUGAAACAAAUGCAAUAGAUUUUAAAGUCGUCUCUGCAAAGAAGUCAGGUUUUACAUUUAAUGAAGCAGAUGUAUAUUCGAAUGAAAACUUCAAAGCUAUUGCAUGGUUAGAUAAUGACGAUUGCUUUAAGAAAAUAUUUAAAUUCAGUGACUCAACGAU
Messenger RNA from Trichomonas vaginalis G3, 563 nucleotides. RefSeq lists its product as uncharacterized. The annotation marks the transcript as partial. The record is from RefSeq and is a predicted model, not a curated record. The transcript has a single exon. Lineage: Eukaryota; Parabasalia; Trichomonadida; Trichomonadidae.